AUUUGAUAAUAAAUGUUUGAAAUGAUGAAUACAUUGUGGGGAAUGUUGUGUUGUAGCAGUUGUUCCGUAAUAUGUAAGCUAACCAUUGCUAUGGUUGGCAUACUGUCCGGUGGAUCCAUAUUUCUGAUAUUUAUCAUACAAUACAACAAUUAUAACGCAUCUCUUUGGGGAUUCAUUACUGCGAUAUUUUCGUUUUGUGUGUUUCAUCUGAACUAUUUAUAUCUGAAGAAUAAGAUCGAUGAGUGGUAUACUCCGGAUAAUCUCGAAAAUCUUAAACUAUUGGGUCUUAUUGUUUGUCUCAGCUCUUUAGUAGCCUUUGGUGUCUAUCUCUCACUAUUUAUAACACGAAAACAAGAUAUGUUUGAUAUGUAUGGAUAUAACUAUUUUCCUGCCAUUAUAUUUAGUUUCCUAUCGAUAAAAUCAGGACUACUGUUAUACGGAACCGCUCGACACUACAAGAAAUAUGUCAUUCUAUGUAAUCCACAGUUUAUUUACGAUAGAAAACCAAUCACUUCUGAUCAUUGAAACCAAGUCUUCAAUUGACACAAAAAUGUUAUCAUUUGUGAAAAUGGCUUAUAUUUGAAAUUCAUUUUUUUGACUCAAUUUAUUGAUUUAACUCCUAAUAUUGAAUGACAUUUUUAUAUAUUAAAACAAAUAUUAGAUUUGAUAACUGAGUGAUUUAAUGAAUAUUUAACUUAUGAACAAAAGUUAUAAUUAAAUUUGUAAAAUAGGAAAAG
Messenger RNA from Oppia nitens, 737 nucleotides. RefSeq lists its product as uncharacterized. Gene Ontology annotation, cellular component: plasma membrane; lysosomal membrane. Bases 13 to 525 code for a protein of 170 amino acids. NCBI's taxonomy places the organism in Eukaryota, Metazoa, Arthropoda, Arachnida, Sarcoptiformes, Oppiidae. The transcript is spliced from 3 exons. Gene Ontology annotation, biological process: heme transport. The record is from RefSeq and is a predicted model, not a curated record. Gene Ontology annotation, molecular function: heme transmembrane transporter activity; heme binding.